GAAGGAUGAAUAGGAUCCUGUGCGUGUUUGGGGAGCGAUUUGCCCUCAUUCUAAAGCAGAGAGAUGUGCAAGGUCCCUGCGGUGGAAAAAAAGCACAAUGAGAAAGAACCCAAAGGGGAUCGGUAUGGUUGGAGCCCAGGCGCAGAGCUGAGCGGUGUGUGAGAGGGAGCCCGCCCCUCUGGGAGGCUUGGGUGCCCCUCCGAUGGCAUUUUUGCAGGGACUUGCAGAGUGCCUCCCUGACUCCUGCCUCUGUUCUCCCCUGUUACGGGAAAGAGAACAGCCACAGCAGCCAGACCCUGGCAACACGGAGUGACUGAGUGGCCCUUGGAGAGUGCGCAGGCUAGUGGAAGAGAUGAGACGAAGGAACCGUAGGCAGAAUGGGGUUGACUUGCCCUGAGACACAUACAGCCAUUCAUUUGACACGUAUUUAGCCAUCACCAUGUGGUGGGCAGUUGGCUUGGGGCUGAGGUUACAUGGCUGUCCAGAGGUGGCUUCCCAGGGAAAAGGGCUGUGUUUCCUAUGAACGCUGGAGUUUGCCAUGGGGUGCACCAGAGACCAGGGUUCAGAAGUCAGGUUUUGGGUAGCAUGGGAGCUCUGGGCUGUGAGCAAGUUAUUCAUUCCUGGUGUCUCUUUCCUAAACUCCACAGCCAGGGAGAAUAGAGCCUGUGGCUUUUGAUUUGCUGAUCUCUGUCAAGUUGCUAUUGUUGCUGUGGUUAAUUAAAAUAAGAGGUGAGUGGGUACUUUGUAUUUACUUUUGGUUUCCUUCAUUUGGGGAAAGGUAGGUAAGACUCAGCCCAUUUUAGGAGAACUGAAUUUUCAUCUUAGGCAUGAAGCCUAGGGUGUAAGGAGUAUAGUUUGGAUGCGAUUAUAAUACAUGAGACCUGUGACAGAAGCUGAUCCUUCACCGCCUGUCAGAUUCCACCCCGUACCCCUCUCCUCCUUGUUCAUUCUCUGCCUGGAGCCCUCCUGCCAGCUGUCUGCUUAGUUCUCUCUCUCUCUGCCUUCAGCUGUGCCAAGUGCCACCCUCUCUGCGAGGCUGUCCAGGCCACCGUUGCUGAAACCAUACCUCAGUGCCUCUCCAGCUCUGUCUUGGCUUGAAUAUAGCAUUGAUUAACUGGUAUUGGGCUACAUAUUUGUUUGUGACUUAUUAUUUACUUCCCCAAAAGAAGUAUGCCACCUCAGGGCACUUUUCAUUCUCUCCAGGCACCCCGGCUGCCACUGGCAGACCCAAGUUUUGCCAUCAGGACGGUGUGACAUGAUUCUUGCUGUCCACAAUGGACUUCCCCAGCUGCCUCCAGCCCACGCUGUUUCUGUCCGGCCCUCUCGGUCUGAGCGGUGUCCCUGAUUUGUCCUUUAUGUGCAGCUGGAGAGACCCGCUCUCCCUGUCAGAGUCCCCGUCCCACACCUCCGAGAGCAGGGUGCCCCACUUGCCCAAGAACCUGCUGUGGGAGCCAGAGAUGCCUGGGCCCCUUCCCUUGCUGCCCCCUGGUCCUGAUCGCUGGGAUCCAGGCAUAUCUGUGCGGGACCUGCUUUUCCGGGAAGGCUCUCGUUACCGGCGGGAGCCCCGGGCAGUGCUGGAUGUUACCGAACAGCUGAGUCGCUUCCUCUGGGACCAUGGGGACAUAGCCUUUGCGCCCCUGGGAAAGCUGAUGCUGGAGAAUUUCAAGCUAGAAGGAACACGGAGCCGCUCUAAGACGAAGACAGUGGUCAGUGUGCAGAAGAUACUCCAGGACCUCGGUGGACACCAGCCAUGGGGGUGUCCCUGGGCUUUCCUGAGCAGCCGCCAGCGUAGGUUCUCGAUCUUUGCGGGUGAGAUCCUGGGCAGGUCGGUGACCACCCUCCUGGGGGAGUUGCUGCACGAGGAACUGGCCAUGCGCUGGGGCCAGCUGCUGCUCAACGAUGCUUUCACGGGGGGUGCGCUGGCCUGGCUGCCUGGAAGGACACCCCAUGUUGGGCAGCUGGUCUACCCUUCGGGCAGCGCCCUAGACAGAUUAUCUUUCCAGGAGGUCCAUCUGACCCAAGGAGGUGACACCCAGGUCCUUGGUGACCCUGGCCACAUCCAGCUCCGGGGACCUGUGCGGCAGGUAGUGACCCGCACCGUGCAGGGAGAAUCUCUGCUGGCGGUUCGCUCUGACUACCACUGUGCCCUCUGGAAGGUCAGUAAGCAGGGGCGGCCGGCCCCUGUCCAGGUGCUGCAGGUCAAGAAGGGGGCCACCGGGAUCAAUCUGAGCCCUCACCUUCCUGGGGAGCUGGCCGUCUGCAGCCGUUCGGGAGCCGUCUGUCUGUGGACCCCCCAGGAUGGGCUACAGCAAGUCUACAAGGACCCUGACACCCUUGUGUUCCGGGACCCAUCUCCCUGGCGCUGGGCAGACUUCACCGCCCACCCGCGGGUGCUGACUGUAGGCGACCGCACUGGUGUGAAGAUCGUCGACACCCAGGGCCCUCCGGGCUGCGGGCUGCUGCUCUUCCGGGGCGGGGCAGAGGCGUCAUGCCAGAAAGGGGAACGGGUGCUCCUGAGCCAGUACCUGGGGGAGUCCGGCGCCGAGUCUCUGCACCCUACGCUCCAUCUCAUCUGUACCCAGUUCUCGCUCUACCUGGUGGACGAGCGCCUGCCCUUGGUGCCAAUGCUGAAAUGCAACCACGGCCUCCCCUCCGCUCCUCUGGUGGCCCAGAUAUUGCCUGCACCCUGGCCUGGCUGCCCACGGCCGCUGCUGCUGGGGGGCCAGGGUGGGCAGCUUCAGCUGCUGCACAUCGCAGGAGACGGGGCCUCCACACCCCAGCUGGCCGGGCCCCCCCAGUCUCUCCCUUCCCAGAGCCAUUCCCUCUCUGCUUUUCCCCUGCUGGAGCCCAAGAGUCAUCGGCGACUCCAGGAGCGGCUGAUGGCACCAACUAUAGGUCUCACCGCCAUCAUCCCACCCUCUGCCUCCCCUCCAGUCCUGUCUCUCUUCCAACUCUCUGAAGCUGGAGAUCUCUUCCACCAGCGCUUCCGCCUUCGGGAUGACCCUGGCUCUCAGGGAGAUCUGGGGCCCAACUCCAACAUACCCCCAGCUUCCUGGAGCCCACAGGCCCUGGCCUUCUGCAGCCAGUGGUUGAAAGAUCUGCUGGAAGUACCCAUAGCUCCCCCUGUGUGGGUUGCACCCACCUUUUCACACCGCCAGCUGCUGAGCUGCAGGGAGCAGCAGGAAGUUGAGGGGAGAGUACCCGAGGGUCUGCGGGCCGCCAUGGCUGCAGGUCGGCUCCUGCAGCAGAGUGAUCUGGGCUCUCUCCCAACCUCAGAGCCACCCCCUGCCCCUGACUCCGGUCCUGAGGAUGAGCUCAGUGAGCGUCUGGAGGCAGCCUGGGAAGGCCAGGUGGCUGCCUGGUGGCGGAGGCAGCAGGGUGGGAGUUUGGGGCCUGGCAAACAGCCCAAGAGGACCAAGCGCCGGACCCAGCUGUCCAGCACCUUCUCCUCACUCAGUGGCCGCUUGGACCUUUCUGACGCCAUCAGCCCCCCUCACAGCCCAGACCAGGCGCCCCUUGAAACCGGGCCUCAGCCCCCACUGACUCCACCCUCUCAGGAAUUCAGCCAGGAGCUUUGGGCCCAGGGUGUCCCCUCAGAGCGACAGCAGACCCUCCGGGACUAUAUGGCCAAGUUGCCACUCCAGGAGGACAUCCGGGGGGAUGCCUGUACACCCCCAUCCCAGACCUCGAGUGUCGGGGGCCCUCCUAGGCAUCAGAUCCUCCAGGACUACACACCUCAGCCGCCACUCCAAAGAGACAGCCUGGAAGGUGCCUCCGUGCCUCUCUCCCAGACCUCCAGUAUCCGGGCCACCCCCUCUGGGCGGCCGACCCCAGUCCCACCUGGCUCACAGACACGCCGGAAGAAGGCCCGAAUGGGCUUCUGAGUGUCUGGCUGGCUGUUGCUCCACUUUGGAGACCCCCUGCUGCACCAGCCAUGCCUGCUGCAGACCUUUCUCUGAAGGUCUCUCUGACUCUGGAAACAUGUAGGAGCUUCUGGAGCCAGGCUGAGGAGUGGCCCAGCACAGCAGGGUAGUCCUUUCUCCCAUGGAGAAGAUGCCUCUGAAAGGCAUGGUGGCUGGGCCCUAGCUGUCCUGGUCUCAAGUUGGUGUCAGACUGUGUUGAAAGCGGGGGCUCGAGUCAGGCUACAGGGUCACCAUGGAGCCUUUGGGGUGUCAUGGUGCCAGGGGCUUGAUGGCAGUAGCUGCUGCUGCUUGUGUUUAAGGAAUCGGACCAGGGUCUAAUGUUUUGUAGAGCUGUUUUGAACUCACAUUAAGGGAUUAAAUACACAUCAGGUGAAUGUA
This is a messenger RNA of Condylura cristata (star-nosed mole), 4301 nucleotides long. It is a transcript of the gene TAF1C, whose product is annotated as TATA box binding protein (TBP)-associated factor, RNA polymerase I, C, 110kDa. The transcript has 14 exons. Gene Ontology annotation, biological process: transcription by RNA polymerase I. NCBI's taxonomy places the organism in Eukaryota, Metazoa, Chordata, Mammalia, Eulipotyphla, Talpidae. Bases 1275 to 3884 code for a protein of 869 amino acids. Gene Ontology annotation, molecular function: protein binding; RNA polymerase I core promoter sequence-specific DNA binding. Gene Ontology annotation, cellular component: fibrillar center. The record is from RefSeq and is a predicted model, not a curated record.